CCAUCAGCUGCACAAUCUCCUCAUGUCUGAGACCUGCUUAUUAAUCAGGAGCUCUGAAAAGAAACCAAUCACUGACUUCAAUCCCCAGCUUGCCUGAGUUAAAAUAAUACUGGAAGAGGGAUCCUUUGCUAGACAAGAACAGAGCUACUGUACUGUGGGCUCAGCUGGGAGUGCAGUGACAGCAAUAACUGCUGGAUACAGAUAUAUUUCAUCAUCAUUUGUGCCAAGAAAAAAGUGCGAGACAAGACAUACUAAACACAGGAUCUGCUUUAAAUCUGUUAACGAUGAAGAUGUGCAAAAACUUGCCAUUAAUUAUGUGUGCUAAUUUCAUCAUUAUCACUAAUGCAAUACCACUGGAUAAAAAAGCGAAACAACGUGUAACCAAGGAGAAGAAGCCAUCAUUGCAAGAUGAUAGGAAGCUGUUGCAGCGUACAAAAAGAGGAUGGAUGUGGAACCAAUUUUUCUUGCUAGAAGAAUAUGUAGGCUCAGAUACACAAUAUGUAGGGAAGUUACAUACUGACCAUGAUAAAGGAGAAGGAAAUUUAAAGUACAUAUUAUCAGGCGAUGGAGCCGGCAGUCUGUUUAUUAUUGAUGAAAAUACUGGAGAUAUUCAAGCAGCGCGGAAGUUGGAUAGAGAAGAGAAGUCACUGUAUGUGCUUCGUGCCAAAGCAAUAGACAAGAGAACUGGAAGACAAGUGGAACCUGAAUCUGAGUUUAUCAUAAAAAUACAUGACAUUAAUGAUAACGAACCAAAAUUUACAAAAGAAGUUUACUCUGCCAGUGUCCCUGAAAUGUCUGAAGUUGGCACCUCUGUUAUCCAAGUGACUGCAAUAGAUGCUGAUGACCCUUCUUAUGGGAACAGUGCCAGAGUUGUAUACAGCAUUAUUCAAGGGCAGCCAUACUUCUCUGUUGAUCCAGAAACAGGCAUAAUCAGAACUGCUUUACCAGACAUGAGCAGAGAAAACAGGGAACAUUACCAAGUGGUUAUUCAGGCCAAAGACAUGGGCGGCCAGAUGGGAGGGUUAUCUGGGACCACCACGGUGAACAUCACACUGACUGAUGUCAAUGACAAUCCGCCUAGAUUCCCACAGAGUAUCUAUCAAUUUUCAUCCUUAGAAUCGGCAGGUAUUGGAACUGCCAUAGGCAAAAUUAAAGCUAAUGAUGCAGAUAUGGGUAAAAAUGCAGAAGUUGAAUAUAGCAUUAUUGAUGGAGAUGCUGAAGAAUUCUUUGAGAUCAUAACGGAAAAGGAAACUCAGGAUGGUGUUAUAACCGUUAAAAAGGUGUUGGAUUUUGAAAGCCGUGAAAUGUAUACUUUCCAGGUUGAAGCAUCAAAUGUUUAUAUAGAUCCACGUUUUUAUCACCUUGGGCCAUUUAAAGAUACAGCUAUUGUGAAAAUUUUGCUGGAGGAUGUUGAUGAAUCCCCUAUUUUUAGUAGACCUUUUUACGUAAUUGAAGUAGGUGAAGAUGCUAAGGAGGGCAGCAUCAUUGGUCAGGUUACCGCUCAGGAUCCUGAUUCAUCAAAGAACAAGAUCAAAUACAGUAUUGAUCACAACACAGAUAUGGAAAGAAUAUUCAAUAUUUACUCAGGGAAUGGCUCUAUAUUUCUAGAAAAACCACUUGACCGUGAAGUAACUCCGUGGCAAAAUUUCACUGUGGUUGCAACAGAAACGAGAGACCCCAAACAAAGUAGUGCUGUUCAAGUAUAUGUCAGGAUUUUAGAUAUUAACGAUCAUGUGCCAGAAUUUGCUGCAUAUUAUGAGACAUUUGUAUGUGAAAAUGCAAAACCAGGGCAGCUUAUUCAAACAGUAAGUGCUAUAGAUAAAGAUGAACCUCCUCGUGGACACAAAUUCUUCUUUGAAAUGGUGCCAGAAUUUUCCAUCAACCCUAAUUUCACAGUUUUAGAUAAUAAAGAUAACACAGCAAGCAUUUUAACAAAAAGAAAUGGAUAUAAUCGAUAUAAAGCAAACAUCUACACUUUGCCUAUCAUCAUUUUUGAUGGUGAUUACCCUGUUCAAAGCAGCACUGGGACACUGACCAUACGAGUGUGUGGUUGUGACAGAAAAGGGAACAUACAGUCAUGUAAUGCUGAUGCUUUCUUACUUUCUACUGGGCUUAGCACUGGUGCCUUAGUGGCAAUUUUAUUAUGCUUCAUCAUACUUCUCACCCUGGUAGUCCUGUUUGCAGCUUUAAAAAGACAAAGGAAGAAGGACUCUUUAAUCGCUUCUAAGGAUGAUGUGAGAGAUAAUGUUGUGACAUACAAUGAUGAAGGAGGAGGAGAAGCAGACACACAAGCUUUUGACAUUGGCACAUUAAGGAACCCAGAAGCAAGAGAAGAAAAUAAACUUAGAAGAGACAUCAUUCCUGAUACUAUAUUUCAAAUACGAAGACCUGUACCACUUUGGGAAAAUAUUGAUGUACAAGACUUUAUUCAGAGGAGAAUAAAGGAAAAUGAUGUGGAUACAACUGCUCCACCAUAUGAUUCUCUUGCAACUUAUGCUUAUGAAGGUAACGAUUCAAUUGCCGGAUCUUUAAGCUCUUUGGAGUCACCCACUGCCGAUGAAAAUCAUGAUUACCACUAUUUAACUGACUGGGGACCUCACUUUAAAAAACUUGCAGAUAUGUAUGGUGGGGAUAUAAGUGAAUAAUCGGAUACAUGAAACGUUGUAGCUAGACUAAGCAAAUUAGAUUAAGUGACUUAUACCUAUUGGUAAUGUACUGUAGCGUUUCAAAAUGUUUAUAUAAUAGUGAAAAGAAAAAAUAAUGUGGUGGGAGUUUCUGUUCAUUAAAUAAAAAGACUUAUAGACAAUUUUAAGGGAAUGUACAAAGUCAGCAGUAGAAUCAAGGAGAAGGUGAAAAAUGUGUGCCUUUAAAAAUAAAUAACUUGUUUCCUAAUUAUUUAUUGUCCCUUGUAAAUAUAGAUGAAGGUAUACAUUUGCAUCAGAAAACUGGAAAAUACUUUCAAGAGUACUGUAAAAAUAUUAUUUACCAUAUUAUUUAUUGAUUUGGACUGUACGUUUUUCUUUAUCUAAGCUAUUUUUUAUAAGUGUAUAUUUAUAUUUUUGUAUUUUUCUGCAAUAAAAGGUUAUUUCUGAGAAAAAA
Messenger RNA from Spea bombifrons (plains spadefoot toad), 3099 nucleotides. RefSeq names its product cadherin-9-like. Bases 285 to 2645 code for a protein of 786 amino acids. The transcript has 12 exons. Lineage: Eukaryota; Metazoa; Chordata; Amphibia; Anura; Pelobatidae. Gene Ontology annotation, biological process: adherens junction organization; homophilic cell-cell adhesion; calcium-dependent cell-cell adhesion. The record is from RefSeq and is a predicted model, not a curated record. Gene Ontology annotation, cellular component: catenin complex; adherens junction; plasma membrane. Gene Ontology annotation, molecular function: cadherin binding; calcium ion binding.